This is a messenger RNA of Pecten maximus, 5085 nucleotides long. RefSeq lists its product as uncharacterized. The transcript is spliced from 27 exons. Gene Ontology annotation, molecular function: protein binding. The record is from RefSeq and is a predicted model, not a curated record. The coding region runs from base 129 to 4367 and encodes 1412 amino acids. Lineage: Eukaryota; Metazoa; Mollusca; Bivalvia; Pectinida; Pectinidae.
UGCGUCAAUCAAACAUGGAGGAUGCACGAGUCGGAUGAGGUGGCUAGACGUAGAUUAUUUAUUUCCAUUUAUAUAACACGAACUUGUGGUUAGGAACAAAUAAAUUCACGAAGAUGUAAAAAGAGAAAAUGACGGAUUCUUCAGGGACUGUGGACUCUGUCGUCAUAGGUGACACGGGGGAUGAUCGAUGUGUCGGACCAGCUGGAACUGCCCCCUCGAUGGACGACACCGACAUGCAGGAAGUAAACAAAUCUGCUACAGGUGCCGAAACAAACUCGACCGAAGAUACGGGUGAUGGGAAUAACAAGAAGGCAGGGUCAACAAAGAAAAGUAUAUGUUUUCGAGAACCACACGCCAUAGCAAGCUAUUCGGAAGCACCUGAUCCCUGGAAACAUGCUGAGGUCUGGAACAACAAAGAUUUGACAACAGCUUACAGACAUGGAUGUGAACAAAAUAAUGUGCGACCUUUGACUAAGGUUUUGAAUCAGCUGCAAGGUAUACAUAACACAGGAGAGAGGCAUGAACUCUUUUCCCUCAAGGGUGAGAAACUUGACAUUCGCCACUGUGAGAGUCUAGAGGAAGUAUUCCGGAGAGUGCAGUUCAAGUGUAUUGACUUUGAAGCCUGUCAUCUGGAUGAUGAGACAUCCGUGGCUCUGUUCGACAUGAUCGAGUAUUAUGAAUCUGCUUGCAAAGUCAACAUGUCAUUCAAUAAGAACAUAUCUGUGCGAGGAUGGCAAUCAUGUUCUCGAAUGAUCAGAAAGACACCAUGCCUGUACUUCCUUGAUGCUAGAAACUGUGAUUUAAAUGAUCGGUUGAUCCCUGUGAUGGGUCGAGCCUUGAGGAUGGGAUCAUUCCUUACCACCCUACAUCUGGAGAGUACUUCUUUAUCAGGCAGGCCCCUAGUCAUACUAGUGGCUGCCUUGAAGAUGAAUGAGAUCUUGAUGGAGUUGUUCUUGGCUGACAACCGUUUGAUGCCCAGUGAUGGGAUACAACUAGGAAACCUGCUUAAGUACAACCACAAACUUCAGCUGCUGGAUAUCAGGAACAACCACCUCCAGGAUAUUGGAGCGAGUCAUGUGUGUGAUGGUCUUUGUGAGCAAAACCAAGGUACUGGCCUACAGACACUUGUAUUAUGGAAUAACCAGAUCACCUACAAUGCCAUGACAGCUGUGGGCAAAGCAAUGGCUACCACUGAUAGUGUGGAGACAAUAAAUCUUGGCCAUAACAAUGUCACCAAUGAGGGAAUCCACCAUAUGAAGGAUGGCCUUCUGAAGUCCAAGUCUCUACUGCGGAUAGGUCUACAGGGUACCAAGGUUACAUGUGAAGGUGCUGUAGCCUUAGCUGAGGUGAUAGCUGACAGUCCACGCCUACUCAGACUCGACCUUAGGGAGAAUGAGAUUAAGACAGCUGGCUUAAUGGCCCUCUCUCUGGCUCUCAAAGUCAACGAGACAGUCACUAGACUGGACAUGGACCGUGACACCAAGCGAGAGUCGGGAAUGAAGGAUUUUGCGGAACAACAGAGGCGACUGCAACAAGACAUCGGUAAUUUUCUGGAAAGAAAUCAGGGCCUGGCACGUAAACGAACCGAGGAGGAGAGACUCAACCUGGAGAGGACUAUCAAGGAGGACACUCGACCUGGCCGAUCAGACUCUAUCAUUGAGCCAGCAGAGUCUGCCAAGGAGGAUGCCCAAACCAUUGCAUCAUUUGAUAAAAUAAAGCGUCCAAUGCUCCUUGUGAUGGAGGACAAAGCAGCUCAAAAAACGCUGGACUCUCCACAUGUAAAGCCAGAGGAUUUGCCAAGUAGUGAUGAUGAGGAUGGAGCUGUUCUGCCUUCCAAUAAAACCUUGGCAAAGGCAGCAGCUCCUCCAGCAGAACUUCUACUCAGUCCACAGUACUGCACAGUCAAAGCUAAAAAACUGUUCACAGUUUCACGUGUGGCAGGGCCACCUCAACUUCCCCUUCCCAAUGCAAGCAUGAGUGCUGGUCACUCUGCUUCCUCCCGACUGGACACUGUCCUGUCCCCCUCCGAUACCAACGACCUGAUCUCAAACAUCAGUAAUGGAACACAUGUCGUGUCUCAGGGACUCUCAUCCAAAAACAUCACAAGUCCUUCUGAUGUUAGCCUCAGUAUACAGGCAGAAAGUGUUAGUCACAUCAUCGGGGAAAUAGUCACACCAGACACAAAGGAAAAUGGAGAAGUAACAUUCCAGGAAAAUGUACAGAAAUCUGGUUUAGAUUCUGACAGUAAGUCAUGUAAGGAUGUGGAAUCACAUGAUAUAGUGACACAUGGAAAUACAACAUCUGACAGAGGAGAAAGUAAGUCCAGUGUUAACGAGUGUGUCACUCCCAGCAAUAGUGAGGUGGAGACUGUUAACGAGUGUGUCACUCCUAGCAAUAGUGAUAUGGGGGUGAACAAGUCUGCUGUUGUGCAGACAAGUGAUAGUGUCUGUGAUAUUAGUAAACAGAGUGACGAGGCUUCUGGCCAUCUUGAUUGUGCAAUAGAUGAUGUGAGUAAGGGAGAUAACUCUGGUAACGUUGAUAGUGUAGCUGACAAAAGUAUACCAGAGUUAGAUGUUUCAUAUUGUGAUCAAACUGAACAGAAUGGAAAGAAAAGUGAUGAUAUGAGUGAGGAUUCUCGAGGCAUUCACACUUUGUCUAAAAGUUUACCUUGUGAUAAACUCAAACAAGAGAAGGACUCUGGUAUAGGGAGUUACGAAAAUGAUCGUGAUUGGACAAGGCUUGAUGCUCCCAGUAAAGGGUUGAAAACCAAUGGUUGUGACACUCAAAAAGAUGGACCAGGUUUACCUAUCAACAACCCUGAUUUUUACACUGAUUUAUCAUUCAAUGGAUUAACACAAGAAUUAGCUAGUGCUCUGGAAAAUUUGGAUGUAGACUCGACUGGAGGAAAGGAGGGCUCAGUUAAUACUGGAGAAAACUCAAAUGCCAGUGACGAUAAUUUUGAGAAAGAACUGGAUGCAAUGUUAGCAGAUGUGAAAAGUGGAUCCAACUUAAACUUACCUUCCUGUUUGGUGACAAGUAAAGAGGAAGUUACAAAGGACUGUACGGCAACAGAAACAAGGGAUUUAUUAAAUAUAUCUCAUUUGGGAGAAAAUGGCUACCAGAGGCUGAGCUGUCUGCAUUACUCAUACGCCUACUGUAUUUCGCUGUUCACGACCAAGAUGUCGUUAUUUGAAGGAUUGAGCUACAGCAGCGAUAAGAAUGUCAUAGUAUUAGACAUCGGAGAAGCUUACACGAAAUGCGGCUUAGCAGGGGAAACUGGACCAAGAUGUAUUAUUCCCAGUGAAAUAAAAAAUGCCAAAUCAGGAAAGAUUGUCAAGUUGUGGGACUUUGAAAAGCAGGAUGAGCUGUGUGAGAACAUCAAGGAUUUUCUUUUUGUGCUGUAUUUCAGACAUUUGUUGCUGAGUCCAAAGAAUAAGCGAGUAGUAGUUUGUGAGUCCCUUCUUUGCCCUGAUGUGUUCAGAGAGACAUUGGCAAAAGUUCUCUUCACUCAUUAUGAGGUUGCCACGGUGAUGUUUGCCUCUGGUCAUGUCAUGUCACUGCUUACACUUGGGGCCACAACUGGUCUAGUAAUGGACAUAGGCUACACAGAGACACUAGUCAUUCCUGUAUAUGAAGGCAUCCCUGUGGUGAAGGCAAUGCAGUGUAUACCUUUAGCAGCCAAAGCUAUACAUGCAAAAAUAGAAAAUCUCCUGUUAGAUUCUGCAACAGUAAUGACCGAUACCAAGGAAGAAUGUGCUCUGUCCAGUCUACCAGAUUGUUUAAAUAACCAAAUUUUGGAAGAUAUAAAAGUUCGUUGCUGUUUUGUGACCAAUCUGAAGAGAGCAAAGGCAAUCCAGGAAGUAGAAAUACAUGGUGCAGAUGAAUCCAUACUGCCUACCCCGCCCCCCAGUGUUCAGUACCCUUUGGAUGGUGGAAGAGUCCUCAACAUCACUGGAAAAGUCAGAGAACAAAGCUGUGAAGUUCUGUUUGAACAAGAUAACGAGGAGCAGUCUGUAACCACCUCCAUUUUGGAUGCUAUCCUCAAGUGUCCGAUAGACAUGCGUCUGGAGUUGGCAAGCAACAUUGUGAUCAUCGGCGGCACGGCCAUGCUGAAGGGAUUCCACCAUCGUGUUGGAUCAGAACUGUACGACCUGCUGAGAAAACCUAAAUACAAGGAACAGUUGUCCAUUGAAACAUUCAAGUUCCAUAAACUGCCGGCCAAGGAAAACUAUGCUGCAUGGCUCGGGGGUGCUAUGAUUGGAGCGUUGGAGACUUUACCAAGCAGAUCAGUGACAAGAGACAGUUAUCAACUAUCCGGAAAACUAACAGACUGGUGUACCAUCACAGAGGAGGUGGUGUCUGGCUGAGGAACAGUAUCUCAUACUUUUUUCGUUAUAAACAAUAUGAUAGUGGACUGUGGGAUACAUUAUGUGAUGUAAAAGACACAGCUGGUCCACUAUGUGGUUGGUGUUGGUGGUGAAAAUCUCCAUGAAACAGUGCAAUAGUGUGGUUGUUUGUCAUGUUAAGUUAAAACAGACAUGCUGUCACUUUAAACUGAGUGACAUUUCUAGUGUUUCUCUAACAUAACUAUCAGUAGUCAGGGGGAAGGGAUUUAACCAUACUAUGUACAUGAUGAUCUACGAGACCAUGGGCUUUUCUACAAUAAUAACACAAGAAAGUGGUACUCAUAAAAUUCUGUUUCAUUUCAGUUUAAUAAAAAUUAAAUAAAAUGUUUACUCAAAAGUAAUAAUGAACUGAUAACACUAAAAUCAUGGUUUACGAUAGAUUGAGGGUAUUUCUACGAUAGAUUGAGGGUAUUUCUACUAUAGAUUGAGGGUAUUUCUACUAUAGAUUGAGGGUAUUUCUACAAUAGAUUGAGGGUAUUUCUACUAUAGAUUGAGGGUAUUUCUAUGAUACAUUGAGGGUAUUUCUGACCUGUAGUGGUUAGGUUAACGUUGUAUGUAGACUUGUACUUGUAAUCUUGGAAAAGGCUGCUGCUACUGAGAUGCACUUUGGUUGCUUAUAAAUUCUGAUAAUAAAAGCCAUAACAAUAUUUAUUGUGAAAUAAAUCAUUAUCCUAUACGA